This is a messenger RNA of Trifolium pratense (red clover), 2057 nucleotides long. RefSeq names its product cationic amino acid transporter 5-like. Gene Ontology annotation, molecular function: L-glutamate transmembrane transporter activity; L-lysine transmembrane transporter activity. The record is from RefSeq and is a predicted model, not a curated record. Gene Ontology annotation, cellular component: plasma membrane. The transcript has a single exon. Bases 176 to 1951 code for a protein of 591 amino acids. Lineage: Eukaryota; Viridiplantae; Streptophyta; Magnoliopsida; Fabales; Fabaceae. Gene Ontology annotation, biological process: transmembrane transport; amino acid transport.
UGAUCCUUUUCAUAUAAAGAAGUACAUGUCCAUCCAUCAAAUGGACAUAUAAGACAACUGAAAAAGUUUCAAAUUCCACACUAACUGACAAAAUAGUUUAUGUCACUGAUUUGAGAUCUUUAUUUAUUUCAAAGCAAUCUUCUGAUUUUCUUCAGUAAACAAACAAUUUUUUUGAAUGACUUCCACAAAAGCCAUGGAUGAGCAAGAACAACCAAAAAGUUAUUGGAGAUGGAGCAAACAAGAUUUCUUGCCAGAGGAAUCAUUUCAAAGCUGGAACAACUAUGUUUUUGCUCUUUCACAAACAUGGUUAAGGUUCAAGGAUCGUGUUCAGACAAGAUCAGAUGAUGCAACUGAGACACUAGAGCUCAAGAAAAAAAGUGAGAAUGAAAUGAAAAAAUGCCUUAACUGGUGGGACCUAAUGUGGUUUGGCUUUGGUUCAGUGAUUGGUGCAGGAAUUUUUGUCCUAACUGGACAAGAAGCCCAUAAUCAUGCAGGAGCAGCGAUAGUCUUAUCCUAUGUAGCAUCAGGAAUUUCAGCAAUGCUUUCUGUUUUCUGCUAUACAGAAUUCGCUGUUGAAGUUCCGGCUGCAGGUGGUUCAUUUGCUUACCUAAGAAUUGAAUUAGGUGACUUUGUUGCUUUCAUAGCAGCCGGUAACAUACUUCUCGAAUGCGUACUUGGAAGUGCAGCAGUAUCAAGAGCAUGGACAUCUUACUUCACUAGCCUUUUGAAUCGUCCAAAAGAUUCGCUUCGAAUCAAAGCACAUCAUCUCAAAGAUGGAUACAAUUUGCUAGACCCUAUAGCAGUUGGUGUUCUAGUAAUCUCCGGAAUAAUUGUCAUGAUCAGCACAAGAAAAACAUCGCUUCUCAAUUGGAUAGCAUCGGCAAUCAACACUGCUGUAAUCAUAUUCGUAAUCAUUGCAGGGUUUUGUCAUGCAAAUACAUCGAACCUUACGCCUUUUUUUCCUCAUGGAGCUAAAGGUGUAUUUCAAGCAUCUGCAAUUCUUUAUUUUGCAUAUGGAGGUUUCGACAAUAUUGCAACCAUGGCCGAAGAAACUAAGAAUCCACCGAAAGACAUACCAAUAGCCCUGAUUGGUUCAAUGUCGAUGAUCACAUUGAUUUAUUGUUUGAUGGCACUUUCACUAAGCAUGAUGCAGAAAUACACUGAUAUUGAUACUGGUGCUCCCUUUUCGGUUGCAUUUCAAAAAGUCGGAAUGAAUUGGGCAAAAUAUGUCGUAGCUUUCGGUGCAUUGAAAGGUAUGACAACAGUGCUUUUAGUAGGAGGAUUAGGACAGGCGCGUUAUAUAGCUCACAUCGCACGUUCGCACAUGAUCCCUCCUUGGUUUUCUCUCGUACAUCCGAAAACCCGAACACCGAUUAACGCAACACUUUUGAUAACUAUUUCAAGUUCUUGUAUAGCCUUUUUCACCGGCUUGGAUGUGUUAUCAAGUUUAAUAUCAGUAAGCACACUUUUCGUUUUCAUGAUGAUGCCGAUUGCACUAUUGGUGAGAAGGUACUAUGUUAGUGGAGUUACAACAAAAGAGAAUCAUUUAAAGUUUGUUAUAUUUUUGAUUCUCAUUGUUGCUUCUUCAAUGGGAAUUUCAGCUUAUUGGGGAUUAAAGCCUAAUGGUUGGUUUGGAUAUAUUAUCACUAUUCCUGUUUGGUUUUUCGCAACUCUCGGCAUGUCACUUUUUUUGACUCAACAAAGGAAACCAAGAUUUUGGGGUGUUCCACUUGUUCCAUGGUUGCCAUCUUUGUCAAUUGCAACAAAUAUUUUUCUUAUGGGAUCUUUGGAAUCUAAAGCUUUUCUAAGAUUUGGAAUAUGCACUUUGGUAAUGUUGGUUUACUAUGUUUUCUUUGGUCUUCAUUCAACUUAUGAUAUGGCUCAUCAACAAGAGAAGAUGCAAACUAUCAAAGAUAAUCACACAGAUACUGCUAAGAUUGAAGAGCCUUAAGAUAAUUGUGAAUUUUAUCUUCCAUUACUCAGUUUCAUAUGUUAUAUGAAGUUCUAUAAGUAAUUAGUCCUUGUAUAAAUAAAUGUCAUUGUUUUUUUAUCUAAGA